UGAAACUAAUAUAACACUAUAAAUCAACUGUACUUAAAGCAGCUGUGUUUUCUCUGAACGCUGCUCAGAGAGGAGCCGGAAGGAGGAGGGCAGAAGAGCUGUUGUAGUUUCUUAAAGCCAUGUCCGAGGAUCUGGUGACGUUCGGGGACGUGGCCGUGGACUUCUCGCAGGAGGAGUGGGAGUGGCUGAGCCCGGCGCAGAGGAGUCUGUACCGGACGGUGAUGCUGGACAACUACCGGAGCCUGGUGUCGCUGGGAGUUUCGGUUUCCAAGCCAGAUGUCAUCUCAUUACUGGAGCAAGGAAAGGAGCCCUGGCUGAUGAAGGAGGAGGGGCCGAGGGGAGCACGCCCUGUGUGAUGAGUUCUGACAGCUGUAUACAUCCAUGAAACCAUCACUACAAUGAAGACCAUCACCCAGAAGAUUGCUUGUGCCUUUUUGCAAUCCAUUCUUCUCCACUCUGGCUCCAAACUAACCUUUGUCGUUUUAGAUUAGUUUGCA
This is a messenger RNA of Odocoileus virginianus texanus, 497 nucleotides long. NCBI's taxonomy places the organism in Eukaryota, Metazoa, Chordata, Mammalia, Artiodactyla, Cervidae. The record is from RefSeq and is a predicted model, not a curated record.